Penicillium nucicola is the source of this 2229-nucleotide messenger RNA. RefSeq lists its product as uncharacterized. Lineage: Eukaryota; Fungi; Ascomycota; Eurotiomycetes; Eurotiales; Aspergillaceae. Bases 1 to 2229 code for a protein of 742 amino acids. The record is from RefSeq and is a predicted model, not a curated record. The transcript has 5 exons.
AUGCUUCUGUUUGCCUCUGGACGGACAAUCCUGGUUUCCCGCCCUGGCCAUUCGCUUCGACAUCCCGGACAUUCAAGUUCUCAUACUCAGGAACCGCAAUCUUCAAUUCUAGCCCAGAAAGGUCCUGCCUCGCCUAUUCAGCCUUCCCCCAUCUCUGCAUACCCUCCCCACACACUAGGGAACGGAUUUCACUACGGGCCCCAAGAAGCACCUUACUACACCAGCCAUUCUGCUUACACGACUCCCUCGGCGCAUUACGCUUCCAGCGAGUUUAGGACCACCGGACCUCAUGGCAUCCACCGCCCAAAUGCAGAGACCCUAUCCUCCCAUCUAUCACACUCUCCAAUCAUCCUCCCCAGCUUCAGCAGCUUCUCAACCGCUGGACCAACAUGGCCGCAAUAUCUACGCCCACUCGCCUCAGAUGCCGCAGAUGUUUUACCCACCUUACUCGCCCAUGAACCCUGUACAGCCGCCGUACGCAGCCCAUCAUUCUCCCCAGCAACACACCCCCUCACAACGCAAUCCAUGAUGAUGCCGCCGCAGAAAGCGCCAGCGCAAAUGCCCCCCCAUCAAUCACCACACAUCCCAACCACCACCAUGACCAGCAGCCCCAUCAUGAAACUCGACAACUCCCAGCAACCGACUCCCCCACAGCAAGUAAUGCACAACCCACCUCUCUCCGCAACAAACAGCCACUCCAUGUCCGCCAGUAAUAUCCACUCCAGCCCACCACUAGGUGGGAGCUCCAGCGCAGCGCCAGGCCCCAUCCCAGCCACGACUCCCCUCGUCGUGCGCCAAGACAGCAACGGCGUGCAGUGGAUCGCCUUUGAAUACUCCCGAGACCGCGUCAAAAUGGAAUACACCAUCCGCUGCGACGUGGAAUCCGUCAACGUCGACACCCUUGACCAGAACUUCAAGACGGAGAACUGCGUGUAUCCCCGCGCCUGCUGCAGCAAGGACCAAUAUCGCGGCAACCGACUCGUCUACGAGACCGAGUGCAAUGCUGUAGGCUGGGCUCUUGCAGAGCUCAAUCCAGCGCUGAGAAGCAAGCGCGGUCUUAUUCAGCGCGCUGUCGACAGUUGGCGCAAUAGUAACCAGGACCCGAGGCUGCGCAGUCGUCGGGUGCGCCGCAUGGCCAAGAUCAAUCGCAGACAGUCUGUCCCUACGGUUCCGGCCAGCCACAUGCCUGGAGCUGGUCCUGCGGGCCCUGGUCUUCCUGGCCCUAUCGGUGCUAUGCCGGCUGCUGUGCCCCGGCCGAACUUGGGCCCGAUCUCGAUGGGUCCGCCCCAGCUACAGCAUCAUCAUCACCAACCUGAUGGUAGUCCUCAUGAGGAAGUUAGCGGACCCAUGACAAACCUCCGACCUGCCCACCUCUUCCACAACGCCCCCUCGACCCUAACCCCCUCCCCCGCAGCAGCCGGCCCAUCCAUGCCCCCCCUCCUCCACGACACAGGCAUGGCCUCGCUCAGCCGCCACCCCACAAUCGCAACCGCGACCCAAUCCCACUCCCACUCCCACCCGCACGCCCACAACAUGGAAGAACAAGGCCCAACCAACGACGACCUUUUCAGCCACCUCCCCGACGGCAAACGCCGCAAGUUCAUCCUCGUAGACGACCCCCAGCGUGGCUGCCGCGUCCGCGUCAAAGUAGCCCUCGAUAAAGUCAACAUGGACGAGAUCCCGGACUCCUACCGCGCCUCCAACGCCGUCUACCCCCGCACGUACUUCCCCAUCCAGAUGCGCGAUGAGAAUCACGUCGUGCUGGGGAAGCGCUUUUUCCGGGAUGAGGCUGAGCAUGCCGAUCCGGCGGCCGAUCCGCUUUCGGAUGCGACGCUCGGACGCACGUCUGUGCCUAUGCCGAUGCUUGAGGUUGAUGCUGGGAGAGAUGCGAGUGGGAGUGGGAGUGCUGCUGGGGGUGGAGCUGGGGAUGAGGUUGAGGUUGAGGUGCCGCGGCUAUCGAGGAAGAAGCAUACCAAGGAGCUUUUGUUGAAUGAUUUGGGGUAUCGGAUGAGUUGGAGUCAGAGUCGGGUUUUUGCCGGGCGGAUGUUGUUUUUGCAGAGGUCUUUGGAUGCCUACCGCAACAAAAUGCGCAGCAGUAUGCUCGCGGCAGGCCAAGAUCCUGCGGAGAUCCCGGAUCAUUUUGAUACUCGGCGUGGGAAGAGACGGUUCCUGGAGCGUGGUCUUAGGGAGAAUGCUGCGCAGCGGAGUGCUGAGGAGGUUGUGCCGUAG